AUCUUCAAUACAGUGAGAGAAGAAGAAGGAGCAGAAGAUAUUUUUGAAUAUUUCCCUCAUCUUCUGAGAAAGCUCCCAACAUUUGAUACAGACUGUAUAUGCAAAGGUGAUGGGUUUUGUGUAAAACCAUGUGUAACAGGUGCUUACUGUCAAUAUCGUGCCACUUUACAGAGGACUGCACUCUCUAACUAUGUAACUGGUGCUUUACUAGAAGCAACUACAUCAUUAGGAGCAAGAAGUGGUCUUUUAAAUAUCGUCGGAGGAUCAACUGGAAGAACAAUGCUUAAAGAACGUCAAGCAUGUACAUCUAUGGCUGGCUCCAGCAUCCUUCCCUCCAACGUGGCUGGUAUCAGCAAAGAGUUGAUUGAACUGCAGCACCUCAUCCAGUUCCCGGAGGAGGUUGCCAGCAUUCUGACCGAGCAGGAGCAGGAGCUCUACCGGAAAGUCUUACCCAUUGACUACCUCUGCUUUUUAACCAGGGAUUUGGGUAACGCUGAAUGCCAAAGCAAGCUGCCAUCUAUUAAAGCUUCCAUAUCUGCUACUAUUCUUUCUUCCCCAAAUGGUGAACAUAAUGCUGUAGAAGAUCUUGUGACAAGGUUUAACGAGGUGAGCUCGUGGGUUACCUGGCUGAUCCUGACUGCAGGUUCUAUGGAGGAGAAACGAGAAGUCUUCUCAUACUUAGUACAUGUGGCAAAAUGCUGCUGGAAUAUGGGCAACUACAAUGCUGUAAUGGAAUUUCUGGCAGGGCUAAGGUCAAGAAAAGUUUUAAAAAUGUGGCAAUUUAUGGACCAGUCUGAUAUUGAAACCAUGCGAAGUCUGAAAGAUGCUAUGGCACAACACGAGUCAUCAUCUGAGUACAGGAAGGUGGUCAACCGGGCACUCAAUAUUCCGGGCUGUAAAGUCGUUCCUUUCUGUGGUGUAUUUUUAAAAGAGCUUUGUGAAGUUUUGGAUGGAGCAUCAAGCCUCAUCAGACUCUGUCCACGAUACAACUCCCAGGAUGAAACAUUAGAGUUUGUUUCAGAUUACACUGGACAAGAUAAUUUCUUGCAACGAGUAGGCCAAGAUGGUUUAAAUAAUCCAGAAAAAGAAUCAACAGCAAACAAUAUCUUUCAAACUAUUCGGAGCUGCAAUCGCAGCUUGGAAUCUGAAGAGGGUGAAGAUAAUUUUAGUGAAGGGAGCAAUUCAAGAAAAAACUCUUUGAAGGACAAAAACCGGUACCAAUUUAUAAUUGGAGAUCUUUCAGAUUCUGAAAGUGAUAUAUUUGAGCAGUUGAAGGAGUGGGACACCAAUUCAACAGAAGAGCAACAAAAGGCUUUCUGCCAUGGGAUAGAACUCAUUCCCUGGUAUGUGUUGUCUAUCAGGGCUGAUGUCCAUCAGUUCAUGCAACAAGGGGCCACCGUCAUUCAUUAUGACCAGGAGACACAUCUCUCAGCACGUUGCUUUCUUCAACUUCAGCCUGACAAUAGUACUUUGACUUGGACAAAACCCACAACAGUUUGCCCUGCAAAUUCUAAGGCAAAACUGAGUAUGCUGGGUAAUGCUGCUGAGCUUGGUAAAUACCAGUUCCUUGGUAAUGCUGGACUAGUGGAAGGUUUUUUGGACUUGUUUUCAGCCAAGGCUGUAUAUAUGGGACACUCUGGCAUUGAUAUGCACACUGUGUGUGUUCAAAAUAAACUUUGUAAUAUGGCCCUUGAAGAAAAUGGUAUAACACUACUUUAUGGACUUCAGACUACUGAUAAUAAGUUGCUGCACUUUGUUGCUCCAAAAUAUACUGCCAGAAUGCUAUAUGAUGGAUUGCUGGAAUUGAUUAAAGCUGUAAGAAAAAUGAGGAGAUUUCCUGAUCAAAGACUACAAUGGCUACGGAAACAGUAUGUCAGCCUUUACCAGGAGGAUGGAAGGUUUGAAGGCCCAACCUUGGCUCAGGCCGUUGAACUGUUUGGAGGCAGACGGUGGAGUGCAAGAAACACAAGCACAGGAACUCUCACCAAAAGCACCGAGAAACCUAGUGUACAGCGAAACAACACUCUGGGAAUAAGCACAGCCAAGAAAAAGAAGAAAGUACUCAUGAGGGGUGAAAGUGGAGAGGCCGCUGAUGACGAAAUGGCAACUCGGAAGGCAAAAAGCUGUAAGGAAUAUCGUAAUAGAAGUGGUUCGGAUCCUCAAGAUAUUGAUGAACAAGAAGAACCAGAUCAAAAUAUUAUUAUUAAUGCUUCUCCAUCUAAUAAUCUGCCAUCAAGAAGAGCUCACUCUCUGACAGCAUCUGGAUCUCCUAAUUUAGGAGCUACAACAUCUUCACCAGCAAGACCAGUCUCCUCUCCUGUAAUGUCUUCAAGCAAGAGUCAGUCUAGCACAUGGAGCAGCAGUAGCUGGCAUGGCCGCGUUAAAGGAGGAAUGAAGGGGUUUCAGAACUUCAUGGUGUCUGAUAGUAACAUGACUUUUGUGGAGUUUGUAGAGCUCUUCAAAUCUUUCAGUGUCCGUAGCCGCAAGGAUCUGAAAGACCUUUUCGAUGUCUAUGCUGUGCCUUGCAAUCGAUCUGGUUUAGAGCCUGCUCCACUUUACACUAAUUUGAAGAUUGAUGAAAAUAGCAGUGGAUUUCAGCCUGAUUUAGAUCUGUUGACUAGGAAUGUUUCAGACCUUGGUUUGUUCAUUAAGAGCAGGCAGCAACUGUCAGACAACCAGAGGCAAAUAUCUGAUGCUAUUGCUGCUGCCAGUAUCGUAACCAAUGGUACUGGAGUUGAAAGCACAUCGCUGGGAGUAUUUGGAGUGGGAAUCCAGCAGCUAAACGACUUCCUAGUGAAUUGCCAAGGAGAGCACUGUACCUAUGAUGAAAUCCUCAGUAUUAUCCAGAAAUUUGAACCCAGUGUGAAUAUGUGCCAGCAGGGGCUGCUAUCUUUUGAAGGAUUUGCAAGGUAA
Molecule: messenger RNA, 2913 nt
Organism: Pelecanus crispus (Dalmatian pelican)
Lineage: Eukaryota; Metazoa; Chordata; Aves; Pelecaniformes; Pelecanidae
Source: RefSeq, a predicted model, not a curated record